This is a messenger RNA of Saccoglossus kowalevskii, 516 nucleotides long. RefSeq names its product sodium/hydrogen exchanger 3-like. Gene Ontology annotation, cellular component: plasma membrane. Gene Ontology annotation, molecular function: potassium:proton antiporter activity; sodium:proton antiporter activity. The record is from RefSeq and is a predicted model, not a curated record. Gene Ontology annotation, biological process: sodium ion import across plasma membrane; potassium ion transmembrane transport; proton transmembrane transport. NCBI's taxonomy places the organism in Eukaryota, Metazoa, Hemichordata, Enteropneusta, Harrimaniidae.
GGAAUGUCAAUUAAACCAUUAGUUGACAAGUUGGGAGUAAAGAGAAGUACGAAACACAAACCAAGUAUGGGUGAAAAAAUAUUUACAAGGUUACUAGAUCAUGCUAUGGCUGGUGUAGAAGAUAUCACUGGUUCCCAUGGACACAAUUAUUGGAGAGAUAGGUGGGAGGAAAUUGAUCGCAAAUAUCUUCAACCUCUUUUAUUGCGAGAGCUUCCAGAAGCCAAAGACACCCAAAUUUUACAAGUUUAUACAAAUUUAAACAUCAAAGAUGCCUUAGAAUAUGUUAAAAGUGCUGGAACUUUUAACUUACAGCAUGCGAGUCCUAGCAUAGCUAGUUUUCUGCGAAGAAAUGCUUCCUCAAAUGUCCUUGGAAAUUCUUCAGAUGGAAUUGACGUCUGUAUUGAUAUGCAAAGUGUCGGAGGCACUGGUGAGUUGGCUUCACGACACAUUGAUGAUGCUCAGUUACAUCAUUUACAAGACGUUGUUUUCAAUAGUAUGCACAAAACAAGGAAACAG